Nicotiana attenuata is the source of this 1626-nucleotide messenger RNA. RefSeq names its product DNA repair protein RAD50-like. Gene Ontology annotation, cellular component: condensed nuclear chromosome; Mre11 complex. The record is from RefSeq and is a predicted model, not a curated record. The transcript has 3 exons. Gene Ontology annotation, biological process: chromosome organization involved in meiotic cell cycle; telomere maintenance via recombination; double-strand break repair. Gene Ontology annotation, molecular function: G-quadruplex DNA binding; single-stranded telomeric DNA binding; double-stranded telomeric DNA binding. NCBI's taxonomy places the organism in Eukaryota, Viridiplantae, Streptophyta, Magnoliopsida, Solanales, Solanaceae. The coding region runs from base 22 to 738 and encodes 238 amino acids.
ACCGAGUCACUGAAAAGUCAGAUGGAGGAGCUUGAAAAAGAGAUUCGGACUCUAGAGAGUAAGACCCACCAUACUGAAGCAACUUUAAAGGACCUUCAUCAAUUGCAGCGAGAGAUAGCCACCAAAACUGCUGAAAGGAAAACAUUGUUCAAGGAACAGGAAAAACAGUAUGCAGCACUUGCAGAGGAGAAUGAAGACACUGAUGAAGAGCUGAGUGAAUGGAAAACAAAGUUUGAUGAAAGGAUAGCGCUUCUGGAAUCGAAAAUUAGCAAGUUGGAGAGGGAAAUGAAUGACUCAGAGACAAAGAGUUCCCUUCUUAAGCAGUCCAUGACAGACUAUAUCGUGGAGAUCAGCAAGCUUCAAGCUGAGGCUGAAGCUCUUGCGGUGUUAAAGAAUGAAAGAGACGUCACUAUCAGGAAGCUUUUUGGCAGACAUAACUUAGGUGCUGUUCCAAGUGGGCCGCUCAGUGAUGAUGUCGCAUUGAAUUUAAUGAAUCAUAUAAACCUACGAUUAGCACAUCUUGAUAAGGAUUUACAAGAUAAAAAGGUGGUUCUUUCACUGUACCAGCCUAUAUACAUAUAUUUAGACAUGCCAUGUUGUUUUAACUUGUCAGUUAAAGAUUUAUUUUACUUUGAUUCAGCUAUGUUGCGAGGCUUGAAUCCCCUUCUCUUUUUGUUUCAUUUCUGUUAUUCAUGUUUCCCAAUGGUCAGUCAGGCUAGGAGCUUCUCCUACAGAUAGAAAGGUGUUCGAAAACACCAGCAAUUUCCUCUUCAGUCAUCUAGUUCUGUUUUUUUUCUAUUAUAACUGUCUGUCCUUAGAAACCUUGGACUUUCUAGGAGGGGAUUUUCUUUCUUUUGUGUUUUCUCUAAUGUUUGGGAUCCCUGGGGGGUCAGCCACUCAGCCUAGCGCUUACCCCUCCCAUAGUCUUGGGAUUUCAAUUUUGUGAUUAAUUAAGCUUAUAUUUGAUUUUCUUAAUUAUGGUAGCACUUAUUUCUUCAUUCAAGUGACCCUGGAUUCAGUGUCUUUAUUAAAAUUUCACUGUUCGCAUAUAGCUUUUUUUAACAGGAUAUUAUGAUUAACACGAAAUGGUUUCUGAUAUGCUUAAGGCAUCCCUUUGCUGGCCUAAUAAUAUAACAACUCCACCACAUAACCCCAGGAAGUUGCCUCCAGCACUUAAAUUACAGCAAAAGGCAAGAGCAAACUGUUAACAUGCUUAUCGGUUUAAUACUUGCUUAGAGAAAAGAAAAAUAACCACCUACUAGAGAGUUUGACAAGUAAAAAUAAAAGGAAUAGGGACCAUUCUAAUUUGACAGGACGUACAUACUAAAAGAGUUAUUCUGUGUUGAAAUGAACCAUCAUUAGCAACUGAAACAAAGAAUACAAUGCUUACAAAUCUCCUUUGCACCUUGUUUUCUAAAAAAUAGAAUAUGAAUCUUGUUAAAGUGGAAUUUUGCAUGAAACUAAGGAAAAAAUUUACAAGCUUGUGGGUACAUGUGGCAAACCAAAUGAUACAGAAAUUUAGCAACCAAAGUUAAGUCAUGAAAACAAACUGCAAGUGCGAAAGUUAGAGGCAUACCUGUGAUACAACUAUUUUAAAACCCUUGGAUAUCAUUCUUUCUCGAUAAA